UCCAAAAAGUUUGAAAAGUUUUCCGCGCUUUUCUACUUUUUCUUUCAUCACUUUUUUGCAAUCUUGCAUUAUUUUGUAAUACGAGUAGUUCUGUUCUUCAAUUUGAUGAUAAAUCGAUCUGUUUUGAGUUCAUUUUCCUAACUAACCUCUCAUCAGUUAUUUGAAUACCUCACUAUGGAACCCGAAGAAAGAAUCGAAAAGCUAAAGUCACAAGUUCAGUUAUCCCAAGUCGCUGCUCAAAAUACCGAACUAACUUCAGCGCACCUGAAUAAGAUAAAGAGUAUCUGGGAAACGCAAGAGGAUUUGAAAAGUCAAAAUGAAAGAAAUAUGACUAUACAAGAGGUGCUGUUGGAUUUGGAGGUAUUGGAGACAACAGGCUCCACAUUGGGGCAUUACAUCAAGACAGUGAAGGCAAACGUAAAUACUUUUUCGUUGUCCGAAUUCGCCGAUAAAUUGAACGCUAAAUUCUUACAAAAAGGUAAACACAAUUGGCUCAAGUCUUCUGAAAGAGCUAUCCCAAUCAUCAAUCGUUUACCUGGAUUUCCUCUGCUUUUGGGAACUUUCAAACCAAACGCUCCUUUCGUGGUGCCGGAGAAAAAAAGGAAAGUUACCGUCCGACAAAAAGAUGUACUCGCUGCUAAGCAAAAAGCAGAAAAUGUCGUGAUGACAGAGAAAAAUAACGAUUCCAUUGAUGUGAAAGUCAAUUUCGUUAUUAAGAAUUUGAAAAGAUGUUUCAAAGAAAAUGAAAAGCAACCUAUUCCGUUGUAUGAUUUCAUCAUCCAUCCGACCAACUUUACUACGACUGUCGAAAAUAUUUUUUACCUGUCUUUCGUUAUUAGAGAUGGAUUGGCGUUAAUUGAAGUGUUCGACGAUGAACUAUUCAUUUCACCGAUGGAACGCGAAGAACACGAGACCAAGAAAAUAUCUACGAAGAAACAGUUCAUAUUUAAUAUUACUAUGCAACAGUGGAUUGACAAAAUCAAAGAGAAGAAUAUUCAAGAACCAGCUAUCGAUUGGGGGCUCAAUCAAUACACUCCGAAGAAUGUCUAAUGCUUAUGAAUUAGAUGUUAUUCAUUUUUGAUACACGUGUGAUUCUUUUGUUACAUUUUAUCCUUUAUUAUUGUUUUGUAAGAUUAAUUUGUAGGUUACCCAAUCGUUUCAGUACCUCAAAGUGAUUACUGUUCUUAUUUCCAAGUUAUAAUCAUGUUGCUUGUUAUAAGUUUUUCUAUGUAUGUUAAGAUUAAGACAUGUAAUUUUUUACGCAAAAGUCAUUUUUGUAUGAAGUAAAAUUUGUUUUUUUUUUUAA
Planococcus citri (citrus mealybug) is the source of this 1306-nucleotide messenger RNA. RefSeq names its product non-structural maintenance of chromosomes element 4 homolog A-like. Lineage: Eukaryota; Metazoa; Arthropoda; Insecta; Hemiptera; Pseudococcidae. The coding region runs from base 175 to 1050 and encodes 291 amino acids. The transcript has 7 exons. Gene Ontology annotation, biological process: DNA repair. The record is from RefSeq and is a predicted model, not a curated record. Gene Ontology annotation, cellular component: Smc5-Smc6 complex; nucleus.